GGUCGCAAAAAGGAGCCGAAGCCCGAGACCAUCGGCACGACACAACUGCGCAAGCAGCGCCGCAGCGCCGAAGUCAAGGCGAUCGAGCAGCUGGGUCAGCGCGCCCUGGAGAUCGCGAGCACGCCCGCCACGAGCUGGGACUUCAAUGUCUUCAGCGACCUGCCCAUCUCGCCUUGCACAAUGCAGGGCCUGAGCAAAUCAAACUUCCUCGAGAUGACUGAGAUCCAGCGCAAGGCGCUUCCGUACGCCCUGGCCAAGCGCGAUGUGCUGGGCGCGGCCAAAACAGGAUCCGGCAAAACGCUGGCGUUCCUGAUUCCGAUCCUCGAGAACCUGUACCGGGCGCGGUGGACGAGCCUCGACGGGCUCGGUGCGCUGGUGAUUUCGCCGACGCGCGAGCUGGCAAUGCAGAUUUUCGAGGUGCUGUGCAAGAUUGGCCGCAAGCACAGGUUCUCGGCGGGCCUGGUUAUCGGCGGCAAGCGCGUCGACGAGGAGAAGGAGAUCCUGUCCAAGAUGAACAUUCUGAUCUGCACCCCGGGCCGCCUGCUGCAGCACAUGGACGAGACCGCCGGCUUUGACUGCUCGAAUUUGCAGGUGCUGGUGCUUGACGAGGCGGACCGCAUUCUGGACAUGGGCUUCAAGAAGACGAUGAACGCCAUUAUCGACAACCUGCCGCGCCAGCGCCAGACGCUGCUGUUCUCGGCCACCCAGACAAAGUCUGUCAAGGACCUGGCCCGUCUGAGCCUGGAGCGGCCCGAGUACGUGUCGGUGCAUGAGAAGGACAAGUUCAGCACGCCGUCCAAGCUGACACAGUACUAUAUGGUGGUGGAUCUGCCCGACAAGCUCGACAUGCUAUACUCGUUCCUGAAAACGCACCUGAAGAGCAAGAUCAUUGUGUUCCUGUCCAGCGGCAAGCAGGUGCGGUUUGUCUACGAGACGUUCUGCAAGCUGCAGCCGGGCACUCCGCUUCUGCAUCUGCACGGCAAGCAGAAGCAGAUGAAGCGCGUCGAGAUCUUUGAGCGCUUCAUGAAGAUGAACAAGGCAGUCAUGUUCUGCACUGACAUUGCCUCGCGUGGCCUCGACUUCCCAGCAGUCGACUGGGUUGUCCAGGUAGACUGCCCGGAGGACUGCGACACAUACCUGCACCGUGUGGGCCGUACUGCCCGCUACGAGGCUGCGGGCAAGGGCCUGCUGUUCCUUCUUCCGAGCGAGCAAGACGGCAUGGCCAAGAUCUUUGCUGACCGGAACAUCCCGAUCAAGGAGAUCAGCGCCAAGAGCAACAAGAUGAUGCAUGUGUCGAAGCAGCUGCAGCACUACUGCUUCCAGGACCCCGAGAUCAAGUAUCUGGGCCAGCGCGCCUUUGUGACGUACGUACGCUCCGUGUUUCUGCAAAAGAACAAGUCUGUGUUUGACGUCGAGCAGCUGCCGCUCGAGGAAUUUGCCGAGGCCCUGGGUCUGCCUGGAGCGCCCAAGAUCAAGUUUGUCAAAAAGUCCUCGGCAAAGAACAAGUCGUAUGAGCUCGAGAACAUGGUGUCGCCGGAGGAGCGCGAGAAGAAGCGGCGAGAGCAGACCGAGGCGAUUGAGCGCGAGAACACUGCUGCCAUUGACGAGGCGGCUGGCGAGGACGGCGACGACAAUGAGGACGACAAGGUCAAGACCCGCGUCGACAAGAUAGGAGCAGACUACAAUUGCAAUCAACCCCGAUACCGGCCUGCCAGUGGAGAUGUCCAAGCGCCAGCUGCGCAAGGUCAAGGAGAAGAUCAUCAAAAACACGCGCAACACCAAGACCGAGGAGAGCUUCCGCGCCCAAGGCGAUGUGCGUCAGCUCGUGGCGCGCCAGAAGCGCAGGGAGAAGAAGCUGGCGGCCAAGAUCAGGGAGAGGGAGCCAUGGGCAUGGAGCAAGGCGCUGUUGCCAUGCUCAGGACCAGCGAUGACGAGGAGGACGCGUAUAGCCAGAGCGAGGACGAGUACAGCAAUGGCAGCGAGGAGGAGGAGGAGGAGGAGUAUGAGGCGCCCAAGCCUAAGCGUGGCCGUGUGCUGGAGGUCGACAACUCUGCCAUGUCUCUGGAGGAGCAGGAGCGCCUUGCCCUGCAGCUUCUUGGCAACUAGAAUAGGACUCAUUUUCAAUAUAUU
This is a messenger RNA of Linderina pennispora, 2130 nucleotides long. Its product is annotated as DEAD-domain-containing protein. The transcript is spliced from 7 exons. Gene Ontology annotation, cellular component: nucleus. The record is from RefSeq and is a predicted model, not a curated record. Gene Ontology annotation, biological process: rRNA processing. The annotation marks the transcript as partial. Gene Ontology annotation, molecular function: RNA helicase activity; nucleic acid binding; ATP binding. Lineage: Eukaryota; Fungi; Kickxellomycota; Kickxellomycetes; Kickxellales; Kickxellaceae.